This is a messenger RNA of Cajanus cajan (pigeon pea), 672 nucleotides long. RefSeq lists its product as uncharacterized. The record is from RefSeq and is a predicted model, not a curated record. Gene Ontology annotation, biological process: regulation of circadian rhythm; response to cold. Lineage: Eukaryota; Viridiplantae; Streptophyta; Magnoliopsida; Fabales; Fabaceae.
CUAAUAAAGCCACCCUAUCCCAUUCGCCAUGCUCAUCACUUCUGUUUGCUACACCUCUUCUCUCUUGACUCUUGAUCCCAUGGAAUUGGAAAAGGGAUCCACCCUCCACCUCCAACAACCCCAAACGCCGUCGGUUUGGACCGACGAAAAGCACCUUCACUUCCUCAACACCAUGGAAGCCUCCUUCGUCCGCACAAUGCUCCACCACUACGGCCUCGUCUCCACCCAACCCCUCCGCCUCGACCGCUACCUCCCCGACACCUCAGAAUCCACCUUAGAUUCCAAACCCAACCGCACCCGCACCCGACCCAACCACCAUGCACCUUCAGAUUCAAUGGGCCCUAGGACGCGAGUGGGGAGCAGAAGAAGGAGAAGGAGAUCAUCCGGGGAGCAGGCCAUGGUGGCAGAAAUAGAAAAUGGAAGAGAAAGUGGUGCUUGCCUUGUCGGAGGGGAUGAUAAACAACCCACAGCUAACAUUUAGGGUGGUAUACCUCUUCGGAGUCUGCCACCAAAGAAACAUUCAUCCACUCUCUUUUUACUUUUUUCUUUUCAUUACCAAUUAUUCUUUCCCCUCUCUAUCUCUCUCUUUGGUUUUUAAUUUCUUCUACUAGUAUUUCUUUUGUUUGUCCAAACGAUUAUCUUGUAAUGCAGUGCUCAUUCCUUUUCUUUUUA